AUCCCAUGUCCACUUGAAACCUCUACUUCCAGCUACAACCCAAGUUCUACAACGAGGAGUAAUAGCUGAACCUCAUGGGUUCCCAUUUACCCGAACUUUGGUUCGAGAACCUCUCGACCCAUCCCAUCUUUACCUCUCCUCCGGCAAGCUCGAGCUCGCAACCGCAGACGACCACCUCGGCUCCUUCUGGGCGCAAAAACGCCUUUGGCCUGUCCUCCUUGAACGAUUCCACCUCGAAGAAUCCAGCAAAUGGAGAUGAAGACGACGAGGAUGAGGAGACGGAGAUGAUCUACGACAAGCACGGGGACGAGGUCGGGCAGAGGAAAGAACGGGUGGUCGUCCGGGGUGGUAAAGAGUUGAUCGCGGUCGUCGGGAGGGAGAUCAGGCUAGUCGACCUGAAAGAGGUCAAGGAAGGUAGACCGGCGAGAUAUUGGAUCCUUCGGAACCCAGACAUAGACUUUCCCAUCCACCAGAUCUCCCUCAACCCGACCAACAAGCUGCUGGUUCUCGUCGGUACUAAACAAAUCGGGGUCAUCAUGCUGCCCUCUCUAGGCAGUCUAGGAUUGACCCCGGCGGAAGGAGGGAGAGGGGUCAUAGAUGGGAAAUGGGUCAGGUGCAAGGGCACAAAGAUCGCUCCCGAGAUCUACCACUCUCGGGCCGAGAACAGGAUUGUCAAGUCGAGAUGGCAUCCCUGGGGGGAACAUGGAACGAGCUUGCUGGUACUCACCGAUGAUACCAUCCUCCGGGAAUUUGAUACCUCACACUCGUCCACCCAGCCUCUCCAAGCGAUCCCUUUCCACCCAUCCGUCCAAGUACCUCCGGAACCCUCCUCCCUGCAUACCCCGUCGACAGCUUCGUCGUCCUCCCAGAAUCAUACCCAACACAAACCGAAAGCUUCUUUCACCGCCGAGGACGUUGCGAGCAAGACGGCCGUCUCUUUCGAUUUGGGUAAAGGGGAUGGGGAAUGGGGUGCGUUGGCGGUCUGGGGGUGUAUGAAGAACGGCGAUGUCUGGACGAUCUGUCCGUUCCUGCCCGAGUUUGCGUUGGUCCCCGAGGUCUACAUCGAAACGCUUAACCUGUACCUUGGUAGUAAAGCGCAACAAUACCGCCUACAAAACCCUUCCUCCUCUUCGUCCUCCUCGACCCAGCCUGAUAAGCUACCCACCUCGCGACAAAGCAUUGGGUUCUCUGCUUCGGAACACGAUAACCUCGGAAGGAAACUUGCCGCCCAGCAGAAAUGGGCGAGAAGCCUUUCCCGACAGAUCGACGCUCACAAAGCCAGCUCGGACGGGUUCAACGAUAACGAUGGUCAGGGGCGACAGUAUGCCGUUCGACCGCCUAGGGAUGGAAGGAGGUUGAAACGACAAGGACCUUACCUGGUUCAGCCUGAACCCAAGGAGCUGCCCUUGUCAGAAGAAGCCGGAUGGGGGGUGGAAGGUGUUGCUAGCGAUAUCGUCGUCGUCGCGGACAAGAAUAAGAACUCGGUAGGACGGGGACACGUUGCGGGACCGAAGACGGGAAUGAACGUGGUCGGGAUCGCUUGGGUGGACGGACGGGUAGACUUAUGUAUUGAAGCACAAAAGGUCGAGGCAGAAUGGGAGAUGGAAGAUAACCAAGAUUGGGCUGAAGAACCCCUGUUGACGCUCGUGACAUUCGAUUCAAUCGAUCUCGAGAUCCUAGAAUCUCUCGAAUCGGCGUCGGAAUCAUUCACUCCGCUCGUCUGCAACGGCACGACAUUCACCAUCGAUCCUAUGGACUCGACGUCGUUGUUCGUGCAUCACGUCCUUGGAGCACAUUGGAUCGGGUUCAAGUCGUGGAAGACGUCGUUAUCGCACGUGGUCCAGAUGCAGGAUGCAGAUGAGGAGGAGAAGGAGCUGGGAGAAUUGUGGAAGAAGAGGUCGACAUCUCAGUGUGCUUGGGUUAUCGAUACUUGGUCGGGUCAAGAAGGCGAAUCGUCUCUUGUACCAGCGGUCGGAUCAGCCGUCUUGGCAGAUAUCGAGCUGGGUUACGCGUUCAUGACAAUAGCCUCGGACAAAACAGCGGCGAUCAUCCAGCUCAACGAGUUUGACGACGUCGAAGAGACUGAGCAGGACGAUCUCCUUAUGGCUCAGUUAGACAAGAGCAAAGGUAGAGACGAACCUAUCGUUGAUCCGUCGUCAUAUCUCGGUGGUCAACCUUACAACAUCACGGACAUGUCUUUCGAUGCCGUCAUGCGAAAGCUCAAGGGCAGCGUCCAGCUUGGACACUUGGGCGGCAAGCGGAUCGACUCGGUCUCGGAAGAGGAUCUCAAGAUGAUUGGCAACGUGAUGCAAGGGUAUGGCGAAGCCGUCCUCGAGCUGAAGCAACUAUCCGGGCGGGUCGAGGGCCGCGCUGAUCUUCAGGUCAAAGAGGUUGCCUUGCAACUGCAACGCAUCAAGGACGCCAUGCGCAAGGUCGCCGACCUACGGGGAGAUUCGUCUGACGACGAGGACGAAGGAUUGCUGGGUCAAGGGACCGGCGGGAGCGUCGACGACAUAAAGCAACGCUACGAGAGGAUCGUACGCACUCAAAAAGACCUCGGAAGCCGGUUGGCCCAGGUGCAAGGCAAAUUGAUCAACAACUUGCAACCCGAUUUGAGCGAUACGGAAAAGGCAUGGCGCGCGGAGAUGGAGCGCGUGGCAGAGAUGAUGAAGGAGACGGGAGAGACUCCGGAACUGAUCAUCAGGUAUCAAGAGAUUCAAAAGCAAUUCGACGCGAUCAAGCCGAAAUUGCAGCAGGUACAACGCGACAGCAAUUCACGACUGCGAGCACGACAGACCGAGGUGCCUCCCGCAACGACAAGCGGUCUUGAACAAGAAGCGAAACACGUCGCCCUCGUGCUGGAAAAGUUGAAAAAAAUCAGAUUCAAGGUGGAAGACCUGGAAGGCCUAUACUGAAGCGGGUAGAUCUCGCCAAGCCGAAUAUCAUGAAAUAUAUGAGAUGGAAUGACCCGACAU
This is a messenger RNA of Filobasidium floriforme, 2975 nucleotides long. RefSeq lists its product as uncharacterized. NCBI's taxonomy places the organism in Eukaryota, Fungi, Basidiomycota, Tremellomycetes, Filobasidiales, Filobasidiaceae. The transcript is spliced from 9 exons. Gene Ontology annotation, biological process: protein import into nucleus; ribosomal large subunit export from nucleus; ribosomal small subunit export from nucleus. Bases 75 to 2915 code for a protein of 946 amino acids. Gene Ontology annotation, cellular component: nuclear pore. The record is from RefSeq and is a predicted model, not a curated record. Gene Ontology annotation, molecular function: structural constituent of nuclear pore.